Colias croceus (clouded yellow) is the source of this 3178-nucleotide messenger RNA. RefSeq names its product tetraspanin-11-like. The transcript is spliced from 6 exons. Bases 22 to 867 code for a protein of 281 amino acids. Gene Ontology annotation, cellular component: membrane. The record is from RefSeq and is a predicted model, not a curated record. NCBI's taxonomy places the organism in Eukaryota, Metazoa, Arthropoda, Insecta, Lepidoptera, Pieridae.
UAUCGUUUAGGUACAUAAAACAUGGGCAUGUCUAAGUGUUAUUCCUUGAUGAAAUGUUUGUUAAUACUCUUCAAUGUGAUAUUUUUGUGUGUGGGUGUAGGCACAUGUGCAUUCGCCGGGUGGGCUCUAUGGGACGGUCGCGCGACUGAGACAGGUUCAGGGAAGGCCGGCCUUGGAGCCCUGGCCAUUUGGGGCUUGACUCUCACCCUUGGAGCCAUCACAGCACUUGCAGGCGCGGUGCGCGGGUCGGCGUCGCUGCUGGCGGCGGCGUUCGCGCUGCUGGCGCUGAGCGCGGUGGCGGAGGGCGCGGCGGCGUGGUGGGGCGCGGCGCACCUGCCCGCGCUGCGCCGCGCGCUCGCCGACCGCCUCGCGCACACCGUGCGCCACGACUACGGCCGCCUGCCCGCCAGCACGCACCUCGUCGACGCGCUGCAGGCCGGGUUGGAAUGUUGCGGGUCGAGCAGUGCUCGCGACUGGCAGCACUCGGCGUGGGGCGCGGCCGAGGCGCUGGCCGCGGGGGAGGGGGGCGCGGGGGAGGGGGGCCCGGGGGAGGGGGGCCCGGGGGACGAUACGUUGGAUCUCAGUGUGGCCGCUGAACCCACGUACUACUAUGUGCCCGAGUCUUGUUGUGUGAGCCCCGAGGACGCGGCGGCGUGCGGGUCGGCGCGGCGCGUGGCGGCGGCGUCGGGCGGCGCGGCGCGGCUGCACGCGGCGGGGUGCGCGGGGCGCGCGGCCGCCGCGCUGGCCCGUGCCGCGCGCGCGCCGCUGGCCGCCGCCGCCGCGCUGCUGGCCGCGCACGCGCUGGCGCUGCUGCUGGCGCUCGCGCUGUGCCUGCGCGCGCACCCGCCGCCCGGCUACAAGGCCUAACCGCGCCGCGCGGCUAGUGACCGCACGCACACCGCUCGCCCAGCCCACACAUACACGCGCAGAGAGUACAACGUCUAGUGACCGCACGCACACCGCUCGCCCAGCCCACACAUACACGCGCAGAGAGUACAACAUAUAGGGCGUGCGUACUCGUCACACCCACGCAUACAUAGGGCAUACGACACAUAGUGCGUGUCUACACUCACACGUGCAUAUUGCGCACGCGCACGACACGUCGUACCUACUCAUACAUACACGCAAUACAAAUACACCCGCGCAUGAGUAGCGCUCGUACAUACAGAAGGUUCACACGCGUUAUACAAACAGCCCGCGUAUAUUCGCAACGUCGAUCACACAUAUGCAUUCUACCAAAAACAUCACACCGUGCGCCCCUCACACACUACAAUCGCAACACAUACACAUACACUGUACACACAAAUCACAAUACACAGGCCUGACAUGAAACUUUGUACAUUCUUCAUGUUAUACUUAUUUUCAUCAACAUUUAUUACAACAAUGUUCAAAAAUAAUAUUUAAUUAUUGAUACAAUAUUGGAUACAAUUGAAGAUAAAAUUUGUCUGAUUUACCACGGUGUGUUCUAUGUGAAUCUAAAAAAUAAGUGAUAUUUUUCAUUACCCUUAUUAUACAAAUAAUAAAUUUGUGUGAAUCCAAUACUCGAAUAAGAUCAAAUAUUAUAUAAGAAUUUAUGACAAAAAACCAGGGUCUAUCGAUAUCUCUCGUAAGUAAAAACAAUUUCCUUGCAUAAUAUUGUGCAUCUCUAAUUUAAAAAUAUAACAUGUUUUUUUAUAUUUUGAACGUAAAGACAUCACAAUUAAUAAGACCAUUUUUAUGUAAAAGAAAAUGCCUUAAAUAUAACCUGGGUUAUAUAAAUACACAAAAAAAUUAUCUGGCGCAGUAUUAUACGACCCACCGAACAUUCUUUGUUAAGUUAUUGGUGUAUAGUUCAGAUAACUGAAGCUCUACUUAAUAUUCCCUUUUCAUUCUAUUGCCAAAAUAUAAAAAGUUAAAACGACAAAUUUAAAAAAAAUUGGUAAGAAUCAACCUACUUUAUAGAAGAAAGUCGAGAAAAUAAAAUUGAAGAAGGUAGAGCUUCAGUUAAUAGAACUGUAAGGAGCCAAAGUUACAGUCAACUUACUGACUUGUGUUGACACUCUUGUAAGGCGAGGGUACACUGGGAUAGAUUCUUCAUACCAUGUAGAACAGACUUAAAAUAAAAUAAAAAAAACACUUUAUGUAAUAAAUUACUAUAAGUGAAAUUGUUUAAAAAAAAUGCGGUCGAAACACCAAAGUUUUAGCCAAAAAAUCGUGAGGACUGGUGAUUACAUGAAAAAAAUUAAAAACGCUAUGGAUGAUUUCAAGAUGGAAACUUAAAAAAAUCAUAAAUAUUAUAAUAUAAGCUACAAUUCACUGCCCUGAAAGUGCCCUUCUUAAUAAUAAUUAACUAACCUACGAGUUAAGUCUAACCCGGUGUCCGCACUCCGCGCCCUCUAAGUGUCGAGUUACAAUAAAAAUACAUUUAUUUUUGUUCCUAUUUUUAUAUUAUUUAUACAAUAUAUUUAUUUACACUAAGACUAGAAACGUAAACACGAUGUUGCUAUUAUUAUUAUUAUAUUUUUUCCACAAUUCACCCACCUUACAAAAACUGAACUGUUGUCAACUUGAAUAAAUACGAUCAGUAAAAUGAAUAGUAAUCUAGAUAGUUACAAUAAGAGUGUAAAAUCAUUCGAGUUUUAUCAAAAUGUUCAUAUUCUACAUUCUACAAAUAAUAUAUUUAUAUUAGUGUAAGUGGAAUUAAUCGUUAGCUAUAAGUGGAUAACCAAAACGUGUGUUAGGUGUAAGUUGACAUUUUAUUAUUGCGUAUGUACUUAUAGUUAUAUUUUAUUUAUUGCCAAGUCGUUCGAACUAUUUACAUAUAAUGGUUAAAUUGAAUUAUAUUGAAGAAAAAAUUGUCUUCACGAUUUGGAUACAAGUAAAUAGUUUGAAUAGACUUUUUCAAUAUAUUGGUAAUGAAUACCUGAUCUGAAACGAAGACUGUUCCGAAUACUCCGCAACUGCCGCUGCAGCAAGACUGAUUUAUUAACCUUAUCCGCGCGAUACACAGAGUGCCUUAUUUCGUCCUCAUCAUUAUGACCAUCAUACUCAUCAUCAUCAUCAUCAUCAUAUUAAUAAUCAGAAUCGUAAUCAUCAUAAUCAUAAUCCCGUGCUCUCACUGUAAGAAUACAGCUUCCCUAUAAGAUAAAAGUUGAAAAUCUAAAUCAUGAAAUUGGGAGGGCGUUGAUUGAUGACAUUA